Coprinopsis cinerea okayama7#130 is the source of this 4570-nucleotide messenger RNA. Its product is annotated as ste16. Bases 1 to 4491 code for a protein of 1496 amino acids. NCBI's taxonomy places the organism in Eukaryota, Fungi, Basidiomycota, Agaricomycetes, Agaricales, Psathyrellaceae. Gene Ontology annotation, cellular component: TORC2 complex; large ribosomal subunit; ribosome. The transcript has 29 exons. Gene Ontology annotation, biological process: TORC2 signaling; translation. Gene Ontology annotation, molecular function: structural constituent of ribosome. The record is from RefSeq and is a predicted model, not a curated record.
AUGCCCGCUUCCGGAACCAUAUCCCAUCUGACGACGUCAGCGCCCAGCGGUGUCACCCUGGUGAACGGGAGCAGCGUCGUCGACCACGCUACAGGUAUCGCAAGGACUGAGCUCGAAGGAAGGGAUCCCACCGAGCAGCUAGCAAUCCUCAAUGAACACCUCGUGCUGCAGAACCGGAUUAAGGAAGGCGCCGAGAACCUCUUGGAUAUGCAAUUAGCUUCCUCGGUUCGCCAGCAAGUCGAAUCAGAGUUGGAUAUGGCCAAUAACAAGAUUGAAGCUAUCCAGAAACACAUUGAUUUACAAUCAUCGCGGUCAAAACAGCAGGCGACAGCCGCCGCGCAACAAAAGCUGCAAGCCAAGGCUAGUGUUUCAAACCUGCGGAAUGGGAAAGACACGGACGAAAAGAGCGGUGAGGACUUCAGGACCGCACUCCAGAACGCGAUUACAUGUCUACGCGAAUUGGAUUCCAUCACCCAAAGUUCAUCAGGCUCCAGUAAAGGCGAAUCGUCUUCAUCAGGAGAUAUGAAGACGGCUGAAGCUAUAGAAACGGAUCGCAGACGCGUUUCCUUGAUGAACAAGCUCACAGACAUAUUGCGAAGGCAUCUACGAGUUCGAUACGAGCUGAAAACCAGUGAUCUCCUCAAAACGGUCGAACCUUGUUUGGCGGACAAAUGCUCAAAACAUUGCCGUGCGGUAGCGUACCGACUGAUCAGGCAAGCUCUCGUCGAUAGCGAAGCAGUCACCCAGCUCGGAAGGUCACUUGACUGGUACUUUGUCAAGUCGCUGCAGCGAGAUAAUAAACAUGCCCAAGAAAAGGAGCAAGCCUUGAAAUUAAUUCGAACAAUCAUCGAAGUCAGCACAACCCACCGAGAUGGAUCAAUCGCUACCAAUGUCAGUAUGGGCAACGUUCAGUUAUCUGAAGUGGUCAUGCGAGCCAUCAUUGCCGUCGCCGAGCACCCCGAAGACCCAUUCCGCCCGAUAUGUAUACAGACGUUAACGGAAAUCCUUCUCAUGGAUAUCGAGUUGUUGGUACGCUCUGGAGGAUUCAAAGUUUUGCUACAUGUCCUUGGAGAGGGCCCGAGCGAGCUUACCCCGAUCAUAGCUUCUGCUUUCUUGCACAUCGUGGAUUCCCCACGUACCAGAGUUUACUUGUGUGUAGGAACAGACCUGGAGUUGGCGCUCUCUGCAAUAACCGAUGCGUAUGGAAAGGGUCCUGACCAACGAGACAAGAUUAAGGCAUGUGCAAAGGUCGUCCAGCUCAUGUUACGAACAUGGAGUGGUUUAAUGUAUUUCUGUCUCGACGAUAUGCGAGCAAUCCGAUCUUUGGUCGACACCCUGCGGAUACCAUCUCUUGAGACCAGAGACGUGAUCCUUGACAUGUUUUUCGACCUACUGAACAUCAAGACUCCAGAAUGGUACAAGACAUUCAUUGAUGGACGAAGGCUAACGAUGUAUCGACGAAGGAGCAGACACCAAAAUCAGCAAAAGGAACCGGAGAAUCCUGAUCGACCGCACCAAACACUUAAGCUCACAGAUCAGUACCUUGCUCUCCUGGUGGUGAUAUUGACGAAUGCCGGUCUUUGCGAUGCUUUAACAUCCAUGAUGGAGGAGACCACAAUGGGCACCAAUCUCUCUCGCAAAGCUACGCUCCUGAUGGCGGAAAUACUUGCCAUGAGCAAUCGUGUUCUUCCUCUAUCUGUUGCCGGGAAGAUUCAGGCGAUCCCUCAAAUCUUUGCCAUGGCUACCGACUAUGCAAACAAAGAACAUCGUAUAGUGGGCACAUCUGCUGUCUCAGCCAUCGACAGUUUCAACCGGAAUAAAGCCCGGCUUGAAACCAACAAUAUGAAAAACAACCCUCGGCCACGGGCCAACUCAGUGGAGGAUGCUGUUCGACGGGGCCAGAGACACGUAGAGCAGGCCAAGUUGAAGAUGAGUAUGCAGAUGGAUGACAAGACGUUCCAGACCGCGAUGCUGGAGACGCAGGUCAUCUUGACGAAGGACCAUACUAAGUGGAACUUCGAAGCUCUCCAGGCUCUCAUCGAAGGGCCACUGCUAUCGCCGAAACGCAUGGAAGAAGCCACGCGCGUUUCGCGUUUUAUUCGUCGUUUGAUGUCUUUCUACCUACCCUUCAACCGCCGUUUUUCUGAUAUGAAGCGGACAAAGCUGAAUACCCGUUGGGUACGGUUGGGCUGCUCGCUUAUGAACACUUUAAUGGCUACCGCGGAGGGAGUGAAGUAUCUCUCGACAGAAGAUCAGCUUCUGUCGCAAAUCACAAGGGCGUUUGCCCAACUUGACCCUUUCAACGGUGGCUCGGAGACGGAUCCCAUCUUCUCGAAGAAGAGGGUGGCGGACACGCUGACCUAUGGAUACCUCGAAAUGCUGGGAACACUGAGCAAGUAUAAAGACGGGAUCGAGUUGCUGGAGAAGUUCAAGAUCUUCACUGCGUUCUACCAUCUCAGUGAACUCCGAAGCAGAGAGGACCUGAUCAAAGGCAUCGUUGACAACUUGGAUUAUAGCAUUGACGGUCAUUCCAGGAUUGUCUUGUCCAAGGCAUUGACGUCGAGCUACAAGCAUAUUCGACUCUAUGCUACUCGACAUCUCGGGUUGUUGAUUCGCAACUCUCCGACUGCAAACGCCUGGACUCUACGAUUACUGCUCACCCAACUUUAUGAUCCAGCCACCGAAGUGUGCGAACUUGCGGUACAUUUUUUGGAAGAAGCUUGCGAGUCCAAGGAGAUUCUCCAGCUUCUAGUGGAAAUGCAGCCUACGAUGGACCACCUGGGGGAAAUCGGCCAUCCGCUCUUGCUUAAAUUCAUGUCGACGCCUAUGGGAUUCAGAUACCUCUAUGAUGCUGGAUAUAUUGAUAGGGAGAUGGAUAUUUGGUUUAAUGAACGCAACAUCUAUUACGUUGUACAGGUGGAGGUCUUUUUGGCCAAGGUGUUUAGCGCAGGAUCAAAUCAAGACGACGAUGACGACUUGUUGGCGUUCGAUGGAACUGUCCCACCCCAUUUCUAUGGUGAAAUGUCGAAGACGGAAUUAGGAUGCCAAAUUCUUCAAGAAAAAGGACAUUUCAGUGAUUUCGCUCAGUUCAUUCGUCAACAUAGUCAUGAGAGUGAAGACCCGGAUCUUAUUAUGAAGUUGAAGAGCAUUCUUUGGGCUGUGGGUAAUGUUGGCGCUACGGAAGGCGGUCUGCACUUCCUGGAAGAGGAGGAAGUUAUCCCGGCGGUACUUGAGAUCCUGGAACGAUCGCCCAUUCCUUCAGUUAGAGGAACAUGUUUCUUCGUUCUCGGACUGAUCUCGUGUACGUCGCAAGGUGCUGAAAUCCUCGACGACUACCACUGGGAGUCAACGCUGUCUCCACUGGGCUUCCCAACCGGAAUAUGUAUCCCUGCCGAUGUUGACCGAUUCCUCUCAAUUGCCCCUUGGGUGCCAAAGGUUCCAAUAUCGCGCGAACCACGACUCUUGCCCCCAACGGCCGAUCACGAAAUCGAGAUCAUCACUGCCAUCCAGAACCUCGCGAACACUGUAAUCGCAAAUGCUGCCUCUCGUUCACUAGCACGGUUGAAGGUCAAAAGCGAGAGCAAGGCCGCGUUCCAAUCGCCGGAAAUGUUUUACCGCGCUCUCCAUAUCAUCUCGACACAACGAUAUCGGUUCCCUGUUCGGCGCUACAUCGUCGAUCUGUUCAAUCUUGAACUUAACCCAGAACUGAGAGCCGCCUUUGAUGAUGCUGCGAAAAAGCUCGAGUCUUCUCCAAGCCACCAACCACCCAAGGUCGAUCCUCUUCGACAUAGCGUGUUCGGUCGACUGCCGAGCAGACAUGGCGAGAGUGACGAGUCGGAUGGCGACGACGGAAUUAGCAGCCCGCCUCCGCGAACGGUUACUGCAAAAACAGAGGACAAACCAGCAUUCAGUUUAGAGCCCAGAAUACGCUACGCUGCUGCCGCUCUUGCCACCAACCCCGAAAAGACCUCCCGCGCACGCGGCGAGUACUUGCGCACUCACUUCAAGAACAUGCGCGAAGUGGCGGCCGCUCUCACUGGUCUUGAGCUCCAGAAGGCGUAUGCCUACCUUUCCGAUGUCAAGGACCACAAGCGUGUGAUCCCCUUCCGACGAUUUGCUGGCGGUAUUGGACGAACGGGUCAGGCUAAGGAGUUCAAGACCACUAAAGGUCGCUGGCCCGAGAAGUCCAUCAAAUUCAUUACCCGUCUGCUCAAGAACGCCGAGUCCAACGCGGACGCUAAGAACAUCGAUGUUGAGGGUCUUGUUAUCAAGAACAUCGUUGUGCAACAGGCUCCCAAAACCCGCCGCCGCACCUACCGAGCGCACGGUCGAAUCAACCCUUACCAGGGUCACCCCUGCCACGUCGAAAUCAUCCUCUCCGCUCCCGAUGUUGAGGUCAAGAAGGCCACCGACAAGGUCGCCACCACAUCACUAAGCAGCCUGAACCGCCGACAGGUUGCUCGAAGGAGAAUCGAGGCUGCUCGUGCUUAAGCAAAGUACUACUUGACAUUAUACAUCACACUUCAUGCCAUUAUCUCAUGCCCUCUAUGUCAUAUGUCUUCGCUACGCA